Chaetomium fimeti is the source of this 805-nucleotide messenger RNA. RefSeq lists its product as uncharacterized. The transcript has a single exon. Bases 237 to 731 code for a protein of 164 amino acids. The record is from RefSeq and is a predicted model, not a curated record. NCBI's taxonomy places the organism in Eukaryota, Fungi, Ascomycota, Sordariomycetes, Sordariales, Chaetomiaceae.
GAGUACUAUUUCCGGACGGGAGCGGGCCUGCCUCGGAUUAACCAGCGGUAAUCAAGGACAGGGCAUAAAUAACACUUUGUGGGAUAUCUGAGUCGGCAAGGAAGAGAGUGAUUGACAACGGAGUGGUUUCGGAGGGGCAAAAUUCUUUGUACCAAUUCAAUCAACGAUUUAUCGCAUCCAUGGAUGGAGCCGCAUAAACGAACUUGUCCGCGGAGCUGCAGCGCUCCUUGGGGACCAUGUGUUUGCAUGCCCAGCCAGGGCUUUCUAGAAGGCUGACGUACACGAUUCGUACCAUUUCACUGGGAUUGCCCUGCUGCCUGGUCUCUGGUGUUGCAAGAAUUACGCCUCGUCUGCUUGAGGGAAUAAUACCUUGCCGCUUUGUGUUUCCGCCUUGCGUGUUUUUGGUACAUCAGCCUCGAGUAUUACAUUGCAUCCUGGAUACAUUGUCCAGGCAUACUUGGUACCAAAGGAUGCACCCCCGUGCCUCCAGACAAGUACAAAACACCCGUUGUAGGGCUGACAAAGAUCCAACGUUGCUUGCUCCCCUGCGUGCCCGCUUCACCCCCUCCCUUGCUACCGCUUACCCGAAGAGGCAUAGUCGGAGGCGGGCCAUUAAAAAAAGAGCAGGAUUGCCGACGGGAAGGGGCUGGGAAGUCCCCCCACUGGCAGUUGUCAUCCCUGACUGGCCGCAUCCCGGGUUUGCCGUUGAACCCGAUCUGAACACCAUUUGAAGAACCGCGCGCACCUUCUUGCGCGCCUCCUGCAAAGGUUCAUCUGAUCUUUAGUGCGUUCUUACACGAGUGGA